CCGCCUCCUCCGAGAACGGCUGGGUGACUCCCAGACACGUCCCAGAUUUCCCUUUCCCCUUCCCUUACUCCAAUUCUCAGCCGCGCGGGCGCGCGACGACGAGGCUCCUCCCACAAGCUCCCGGGAGGAAAUUACCCCCUCCCGGCGUGUUUCGUACGAGCGGGAAGUUUGUUUCUCGUCGCUUGCCGUAGCGGUGUCGCUGGCUGACCCUUCCGAGCGAGGCGGGAACGCUGGUCCGGCGGCUGCCCCUUGUUUGUCGGUCAUCGCGCAGGAAUAUUCAGAAAAGCAUGACAAGAGAUGGAGCCAGUAACACCAGUCCUGUCACAAAUAUGUAUUUUGGACAGUGUCAGUAUACAGCUGAUGAAUACCAGGCCGUCCAGGCUGCACUGCGUCAAAGAUUGGGGCCAGAGUACAUCAGUAGCCGGCAAGCUGGAGGGGGACAGAAGGUUUGCUAUAUUGAAGGACACAGGGUCAUCAGUUUGGCCAAUGAAAUGUUUGGUUACAAUGGCUGGGCUCAUUCUGUAACUCAGCAAAAUGUCGAUUUUGUUGACCUGAAUAAUGGCAAGUUCUACGUGGGUGUUUGCGCUUUUGUGAAAGUCCAACUUAAGGAUGGGGCAUAUCAUGAAGAUGUUGGCUAUGGAGUGAGUGAAGGCUUGAAAUCUAAAGCUUUAUCCCUUGAAAAAGCAAGGAAAGAGGCUGUAACAGAUGGACUGAAGAGGGCCCUGAAGUGCUUUGGUAAUGCUCUUGGAAACUGCAUCCUGGACAAAGAUUAUUUGCGAGCAGUGAAUAAGCUUCCCCGUCAGAUGCCUCCAGAUUUUGAUUUGAGCAAAGCUAAAAGGCAGGACUUUGAGCCAGCUAUAGAAAAGGCAAGAUAUAGUAGCUGCUUCCAGAAGCAAAGAGAAGGACAACAACACUUGAAUGCAACAAUUCCUGACAAAUCUGACCAGCAAGACCCUUCUCUGAGCAGCAGUGAACAAGGUCAACAGAACAGAGAAGUCUCCCUUACCUUGGAGUGUGAUGCAACAUAUCACCGGAAGUUACGGCAGAAGCAACUUCAGCAGCAGUUCAGAGAGCAGAUGCAGAUGAAACAGCAAUUCCAAUCCGAUAUUCCAACCUGCAAUGCUAGAAAUCAAGAAGAAUAUCAUCCCCCUCUCGUGAAGCACCCUACUUCAGCACAGCUAGAACCCACUGAAGAAGAUGAAUUCCUUGUAGAUGAUCCUGAACUCUGGGACUUGCCCUUAGAUGCUGGUGAGCUGGGCACUUCUGAUCACAAUACGGCAACUGGGCCAACCCCUCAUCCAAGCACACCCCUUGGGCAGUAUCACAUGAUGACACGCAGCAGAACACCACAAAGGAUAAACCAUCAGCGAUCAAGUGCAAAACCUGGACUCUGCAGUCCCUCCUCUAGUCCCAGGCCUUUCUCAUCAGAUAAGUGCAGUCCAUACAAGAAGAGCCAAGGAAUGAAGAAGAGAAGACUGGAGCCCACGUAGUAUGAGAUGAAUAAACUUGGUCAUCCAGGUAUUAUUCUAAUAUCUGAUUCAGGCAGAGUUUCAGAAGAGAGACUAUUCUUCGGAGUUUACUACAUCCAAACCCAGUAGUGAAAGUAUUUUUGUGUAGCUUUUGCAAGAUUUGAGCAAACGUUUUAAAUACUGUUUUAGCAGUCUCCUCAGAGAAUUGAAAAUUAUACACCUGGAACUUCAUUCAUUCUAUUGACUCCAUAAACAAACACAAAAUAAACAAAUUUUCCUUAUUUUAAUUUGAGGACAGCAGUUUUAAGGAGGGUGAACCCUGUAUACAAAUGUUACAUCAAAUUCUCAUUUUGUAUGUACUGUAUUUCAGCUGCAAGGUGAGCUACUGUUAUACUUUUGAUGUAAAACAAUUUCCAUUAAAACAAUAUAACAUAUCUAACAAGCUGAAGGAGUAUGUAUUUUUUUAGAUGAAUUACUGAAAACACUUUAGGGGAACAAUGAUAGUAAUUUACUUUUCUGGAACAAAAGAGUUUCAAGAUUUUGCUCCCCAACAACACAAGUGUACUACUUACAGAAUGCUAAUUGCCCACCAAUAAAGUUAUUAAAGC
Molecule: messenger RNA, 2077 nt
Organism: Pogona vitticeps (central bearded dragon)
Lineage: Eukaryota; Metazoa; Chordata; Lepidosauria; Squamata; Agamidae
Gene: RAD52
Product: RAD52 DNA repair protein
Biological process (GO): mitotic recombination; double-strand break repair via single-strand annealing; DNA recombinase assembly
Cellular component (GO): nucleus
Source: RefSeq, a predicted model, not a curated record